Messenger RNA from Onthophagus taurus, 794 nucleotides. Its product is annotated as juxtaposed with another zinc finger protein 1. The record is from RefSeq and is a predicted model, not a curated record. Gene Ontology annotation, cellular component: nucleus. Lineage: Eukaryota; Metazoa; Arthropoda; Insecta; Coleoptera; Scarabaeidae.
CUAAAGUUUCAAUAACCAUGGCAGGUUUUAACUCAAACUCGUGUACUUAUCCAAAUUGUGGUAGAAAAUAUUCAAAUUUACCCGAUUUGAUUUAUCACAUCGAAGAUGAGCACGUUGAUUUUAGUCCGGAAACUCUUUCAGCGGUGGAAAAUUCGCAACCGACGUACGUCCCGAUGAGUUAUAUUUUGAAAUUUUCCACGUUACAUCCUAAAGAAAAACAUUCCGAACCAAUUGCAAGUUUACGACAAGAAAAUCAACUUUUAAUGGUUGAAUCGGAAACUUCAUCGACCGAUUCAUCCGAGUCAAAUUUAAAUUAUCCAAAAGACCCGAACGAUAUAAGUAACCAAUUUAGAGAGGACCCAUCGAGUAUUAAACGAUUAAUUUGUUUGAUUCCUAAUUGUAAUAAAAGAUACAAAACCAUUAAUGGUAUCAAGUACCAUAUUAAAAAUUGUCAUGAGAAGAAGUUGGAGCCGAAAAAGAUUCACAAAUGCCACUGUGGAAAAUCGUACAAAACUCAACACAGUUUAAGAGCUCACAAAACGAAUCAUUACGAAGUACCAAGAUCGUUAUCUCGUAAGAUGUCUCAAUGUGAAAUAGCUGGAUCUAAUGGUUAUUUUCAUGAAGCUCCCAAAUUGCCUAGUUUUAAGGGGUGUUUUACUAAAAAUGCACUUACAUUUAACCAAACAGAUAAAAAAAUAAGUGAUCCAUUUAUUUUUCAACAUCCAAGAGAACCAACGUUUGAAGCUGGAUCUUCAAAAAUGGAUCAAUAUACUAAUGAUCCAUAUUUAGGUUAA